Exophiala dermatitidis NIH/UT8656 is the source of this 1924-nucleotide messenger RNA. Its product is annotated as transcription initiation factor TFIIH subunit H3. The record is from RefSeq and is a predicted model, not a curated record. The coding region runs from base 322 to 1689 and encodes 455 amino acids. NCBI's taxonomy places the organism in Eukaryota, Fungi, Ascomycota, Eurotiomycetes, Chaetothyriales, Herpotrichiellaceae. The transcript has 2 exons. Gene Ontology annotation, biological process: regulation of DNA-templated transcription; nucleotide-excision repair. Gene Ontology annotation, cellular component: transcription factor TFIIH holo complex; transcription factor TFIIH core complex.
CUACCAGGUAGUAGUAGGUGGUAAUGUCAAAGGGGUUGGUGCGAGGCUGGCGCAGUUGAUUUGCAGGCAGCGGACUCCUUAGCCACCUAAUCCCUUUAGGGGCUGACUGUGGCUAACACGCAGGUGUGGCGCUUGCAGUGGCUUAAGUAUCGCAACCUCAACAUCAACCACAACGUCAACUGGUGUAGAACCUGAACAGCGACGUGGUUCACAAUACUGGUCGGUAUAUCAGCAUCAUUAUUUGCAUCUCUCUUCAAGCCACCAUUCCUUCUGGUCCGUCAACACCUUAAUGCCCAAUUCUGGGUAUCUAAAAUCCUCACCAUGAACGCCGUCGACGGCUCUGAACAUUAUGACAAGACUUCUCACGAACAAUCUCCCUCCCUCCUAGCCAUCAUUCUCGACACCAAUCCCGCCGCCUGGUCAUUACUCUCAUCCACCCUAUCCUUCUCAUCAGCCGUCGCCAAUCUGUUAGUGUUUAUCAACGCCCACCUCGCAGCAAACUACACCAACAAAGUCGCCGUGAUCGCCUCCCACUGCGACAAAGCGACCUGGCUAUAUCCGACACCAACAGAACAAGAACCACCACCACCACUAUCAUCAUCCUCUCACACCAACAACAACGACCUAACCGACUCGACGAAACGAUUCAAACUCAACGUCAACAACGGUACCAAAAACAAUGACUCUAUUCCAUCCUCCUCCUCAUCCGCCGAAGAAACAGGCAACAAAUACCGACCCUUCCGCCUCGUCGAAGAAGAACUCAUCCACAACCUCACCACUCUCCUCGCAAGCACAUCUCCCGACGCCGUCUCACGAAGUCCCACCACCAUGAUCGCAGGCGCAUUGACCCUGGCUCUAAGCUAUAUCAACCGCGAAUCCAUCGCCUACGCCGAAUCAGUAAUUGGCUCAAGCGGUGCAGCCGAUACCACUGCCGCUGCCACCACCAACACCACCACCACCACAGGCGACCCCAACAGUUCCUCCUCCAACAACAAUACAUCUCUCCAGUCGCGCAUCCUGUUGGUGUCCGUCUCCCCCUCGACAGACCUGGCUCACCAGUACAUUCCGAUCAUGAAUGCCAUUUUCGCCUGUCAGAGACUAGCUAUUCCGAUUGAUAUUUUGCAAUUACCUUUACCUUUGCAAACCAACAACACCACCACUCAAGCGCAACAAACCAGCACCAACAAUCAAACUCCCGCCGGUGACAACAAUACGACAACGGCAGGCAAUACGUCAAACUCGACCGUCUUUCUGCAACAAGCUGCCGACGCGACGCACGGGAUCUUUAUUGCUGCACAGCUCCCAAAAUCUCAAUCCCAAUCACAAGCAUCAGCAGCAUCAUCCCAAGCUUUCCUCACAUACCUCCUAACAUCUCUCCUCCCAUCUCCCUCGACCCGUGCCGCCCAUUUGAUCCUCCCGACCCGCAUCGACGUCGACUUCCGCGCCGCCUGCUUCUGUCACCGCAAUGUCGUUAGCGUCGGUUUUGUCUGCAGCAUCUGUCUGAGCAUUUUUUGCUCUGUUCCCGAAAACGCGGAUUGUUUGACCUGCGGCACUCAUUUGUCGCUCGGCAACUACGGCGCCCGGCCUGUGGUCGUCCCUCCGGCGAGGAAAUCCAAGAAGAAACAACUACAGCAACAUUCGACCCCAGGAACGCCAGGGACACCAGGUACCCCACAACGACAACAAUAACAAUAACGAGCUCAAAAUGCUACUGCCAGGUCGAUCCGGCUUUACAAAAACAAAGCACAAGUUCAACGGUGAUAGCACUAAGCUCGGUUCAACUUUAGGCUGGGUAUCUGGGUUGCUAUUCUAGGUCGGGUGUCCUAUUUCAAGGCUGCUAGAGGGAGAACACACCUCGAGGCCUGCAGUACUGUGACAUGCCUAUCGGGACGGACUGAUAACUAAUAAUAUGCCGCUCCACCCA